Messenger RNA from Cyclopterus lumpus (lumpfish), 5867 nucleotides. RefSeq names its product muskelin 1, intracellular mediator containing kelch motifs (gene mkln1). The coding region runs from base 35 to 2263 and encodes 742 amino acids. Lineage: Eukaryota; Metazoa; Chordata; Actinopteri; Perciformes; Cyclopteridae. Gene Ontology annotation, molecular function: protein binding. Gene Ontology annotation, cellular component: cytoplasm. The record is from RefSeq and is a predicted model, not a curated record. The transcript is spliced from 18 exons.
UAACCGCCCGCUGCUUGUUAUUUUCUGCAACAAGAUGGCUGUCGUUCCUGAGAGCAGAGUCCUCACUUUCAGUGUUUUUAAAUGGAGCUCUUACUCUUCGACAUAUUUACCCGAGAAUAUCUUGGUGGACAAACCUAAUGAUCAGUCUUCCAGGUGGUCUUCUGAAAGCAACUACCCUCCACAGUUUUUAAUCUUGAAAUUGGAAAGGCCGGCGAUUGUUCAGAGCAUCACCUUUGGGAAGUAUGAGAAGACUCACGUGUGCAACCUCAAGAAGUUUAAAGUGUUUGGUGGGAUGAGUGAAGAAAACAUGGCCGAGCUUUUGUCCAGUGGCCUUAAGAAUGACUACAACAAAGAAACGUUCACCUUAAAGCACAAGAUCGAUGAGCAGAUGUUUCCCUGCAGAUUUGUCAAAAUAGUGCCUCUGAUGUCUUGGGGUCCCAGUUUUAACUUCAGCAUCUGGUACAUUGAGCUGCACGGUAUCGAAGAUCCCGAUGUGGUGCAGCCCUGCCUUAACUGGUACAGCAAGUACAGAGAACAGGAAGCCAUCCGCCUUUGCCUCAAGCACUUCCGACAGCACAACUACACAGAGGCCUUUGAGUCGCUGCAGAAGAAGACCCGGAUAGCGCUGGAGCACCCGAUGCUCACCCACCUGCACGAUCGGCUGGUGCUGCAAGGAGACUUCGACGCCUGCGAGGAGCUCAUAGACAAAGCUGUGCGAGACGGUUUGUUUAACCAGUAUAUCAGCCAGCAGGAGUACAAGCCCCGGUGGAGUCAGAUCAUCCCCAAAUGCAACAAAGGUACAAGCGCCCAAGAAAUCAACCGAGACGACAUGAACAGUGACGGUGACGACAACAGGCCCGGGAUGAGGGGGGGACAUCAAAUGGUGAUUGAUGUCCAGACCGAGACCGUUUACCUGUUUGGGGGCUGGGACGGCACGCAGGACCUGGCUGACUUCUGGGCUUACAGUGUUCAGGAGAACCAGUGGUCCUGCAUCUCCAGAGACACAGAGAAAGAGAGCGGUCCCAGUGCUCGCUCGUGCCACAAGAUGUGCAUCGACUCCCAGCGGCGACAGAUCUACACGCUGGGCCGGUACCUGGACUCCAGCGUCAGGAACAGCAAGUCCCUGAAGAGCGACUUCUACCGCUACGACAUCGACGCCAACACCUGGACGCUACUCAGCGAGGACACGUCUGCUGACGGCGGGCCCAAGUUGGUGUUUGACCACCAGAUGUGCAUGGACUCGGAGAAGCACAUGAUCUACACGUUCGGCGGGCGCAUCCUGACGUGUAACGGCAGCGUGGAGGACAGUCGGACGUCGGAGCCGCAGUUCAGCGGCCUGUACGCCUACCACUGUCAGGCCGGGACGUGGAGCCUCCUGCGGGAAGACUCGUGCAACGCCGGGCCGGAGGACGUCCAGUCCCGCAUCGGGCACUGCAUGCUCUUCCACACCAGAAACCGCUGCCUGUACGUGUUUGGAGGUCAGAGGUCAAAGACGUACCUCAAUGAUUUCUUCAGCUACGAUGUGGACGGAGACCACGUAGAGAUCAUAUCCGAUGGCACCAAGAAGGACUCGGGCAUGGUGCCGAUGACGGGCUUCACCCAGAGGGCCACCAUCGACCCCGAGCUCAACGAGAUCCACGUGCUGUCGGGCCUCAGCAAAGACAAGGACAAGCGCGAGGAGAACGUCCGCAACUCCUUCUGGAUCUACGACAUCGCCCGCAACAACUGGUCGUGUGUGUACAAGAACGACCAGGCAGUGAAAGAAAACCCAAGCAAGACUCUGCAAGAGGAGGAGCCGUGUCCACGCUUUGCACACCAGCUGGUCUACGAUGAGAUGCACAAGGUGCAUUACUUAUUUGGUGGAAACCCCGGGAAGUCUUGUUCUCCCAAGAUGCGCCUGGACGACUUCUGGUCCCUCAAACUGUGUCGGCCCUCCAAGGAGUACCUGCUGCGCCACUGCAGAUACCUCAUCAGGAAAUACAGGUUCGAGGAGAAAGCCCAGUCGGAGCCACUGAGCGCGCUCAAAUACCUGCAGAACGACCUGUCGCUGACGGUGGACCACACUGACCCCGAUGAGACCAAAGAGUUCCAGCUGCUGCCCUCAGCUCUCUUCAAGUCUAGCUCUGACUUCAUCCCUCUGGGUUUCUCCGACGUGGACCAGACGUACGCUCAGCGGACGCAGCUCUUCGACACGCUCGUCAACUUCUUUCCAGACAGCAUGACUCCGCCCAAGGGCAACCUGGUCGACCUCAUCACGCUCUAGCCCCGCCCCCGGCCACCCCACCUCUGACACCUUUCCCCUCCCCACCGGAAACCGACUGAACGCCGUCCCAUCCGCGUGCCCGGUUGGGAGGGAUGAGAGGGAGACCAGUUAUUUUUCUAUUCCUGAACCCGUCAGGUGGGAUUACACUUUCAUCUGGAACUCCGUCACACUGACUUCCUGCUGCGGUGGUGAGGGUCGGACACACACGCACACACGCACACACACACACACACACACACACACAGGUUAACAGGUGGAUAUGUGUGAAACUCGACGACCCGAACCCAAGAUAUCCCUUUGGUUUUUCCUUGCUGAUGAAAGUUUUGUGGAAGCCUCUCUAAACUCUACAAAUCAUCGCUUGUGUUUUUCAUCUUCUCUGGAUUUUUUUUUUUCCCCCGGAAACACGAUAUGCACGCAUUUCUUUUUUAUCAUAGUUCUUUCCUUUUAACCAACGCCACGUGUUUAUAGCGAAACGUGUGGCGUCCUUUUGGUAACAUUUCAGCAUCUCCGGCGAAAUCCUGAUGUACACUUUGACUUUGGUUCGCUUGCUUCUCUGAAACCAUAUUAAUGACCGCGACGGCCAAAACCAUUUAAUAGUGUUGUAGUAACAAUAGAGGAAUGAUUCUAUGAGAUAAAGCUUAAUAUAUAUAUAUAUCUAAAUAUACCUUUUAUAUUUUGGUUUGGGUUGUAAAACGGGCUUUUCCCCCUUUAGUAGUUAAUGGACUUAAUUCUAAAUGGUGUACAGAAUAUGUAAAUAUACAUAUAAGGAUUUCUUUUGGGGGGCGAUUGAACCGAUUCUCUGCUGGAUCAUGUUCUUUCUUGUUCUUGACAGGAUGUUACUUCAGUGUGAUGAAAUCCAUUUUUGAGAUUUUCCUCUUUUGUUUUCUCCAAACAAAUCCAAAGUUGGCCUGAAUAUAUUUGUGAAGCUACAGGGAUGGUUGUGAUGGUUUGAAGUCCGGUUAUAUGAGGUCCUUCUCCAUAGUCAGUAUACGUCCCACAGUAGAUGGGUUGUAGCUGUUAUCUCUGCUCUCUUCAAGUCACAAGACUCCUUUGUUUUUAUCUGCUCAGGAGUUGCUCCACGCCUCCAUCGGUUAGUUUGUUAGUGGUUGUGUGUGAGUUUGGUGUUUCAAACUCACACACAGUGUGUUUAACUAUUCCAUGGAGGCAGCAGUAGACCAGCAACUCCUGACUUCUGUCAAAGGAGUCUGGUAUUGUUGAAGGCAGAGAUGACCGCUUCAGUUCCCUUUCAGAAAGGUCUGAAGCGCGGUAAAGAGGUGAAAGUAGCCACACCUUAAGCACUGUCCCUUUAAGCCCAACCAGCGUUCUCCAUAACAACAUUGUUGACCUCCAUUGUAGCAUCAUUUCAAAAAGAAUAAGGAUCUAAAUGUAGGGUUACUGUUGUGCUGUCUGAGAGCCCAGUUUAUAUCAAAGGUAGGGUGACGCUUGAGAUACUGCUCCAAUCCGCCGUGAGGCGGUUGAAAGGUUUACCUCGGCUGUCAGACAAUCAUCAUGUUGGGGGGGGGAGGGGUCCAUGUUCAUUGGUGAUCUCCCAAAGUCCCACUCCCUCAGUUCGCUCCUCUCUUGUCUUCCACAAGGUCCAUAAUGUUCAUAACACACCGUGCUUCAUCGGAAACACACAUCUGCUGCGACUGUUUAACCUCAAUUUGUACAUAAUAUUUGUGUCCAGGAUCGAUCCCUGUCUCUGAGCUUGAAGAACAUUGAAGACAAAAGGACAUCAGCAGCAACAGAGCUGCACGGGGUCAAAAGACUAAUCUUCUUUAAUGUGAAACACUACUUUGACUGGAGCGUAAUAUUCGUAAACAGGAGUGUGAUUCUUUAAUUGAGACUUUAAGAUGAGACAUGAACUUGUGAGUCCCUCUCUAUUGGACGGUGAUUCACCUUUUAUGCUCUUAUUUUGAAGGGACAGGAGUGAACCGGUGCUGUGCAGGUUAAAGACCACAUCUCUAAAAGUUAUGUACUGUAAAACUAAAGUGAGCCAAUGUAGCACGGGAAGAGUCUGUGAACUGACUCUGUGAUGUCACACAGUGACGCUAACAUGAGCCACCAUUAGCUCCUGGUCAUACUAGACCAGACUGGAGUCUGGUGACGUAGAGUUUCAUUUGUAAGAGGGCAGAAUGUGUUCCAUUUAAAGGGGCGGUUCACCCCCCAAAUCACAAAUGCAUUGAGCACGACAGGUAAGUAGAAUAUGUUUUUGAUUUAGAUUGAUUUUGGUGUGUACUGUCCCUUUAAGUGUGGUUCCUGCUUGUUUCAGUUUAUUUCAGUACGCUGUUAACACCAUCUCAUCACUUGCCCAUCUCGGUCUGUUUGUUUAGUUUUUAUGUGACGUCGUUGUCAGAGGAAACAUCGAUUGCGGUUGAAGUAGACUGAAUCCGUGUGCUAAAUGGGAGGUUAGCUUAGCUUAGCAUAAAGACUGGCCCAAAGUGAAGCAUUUAGCCUGACUCUGUCCAAAGGUCGUCUCGUCUACAGACCGCUCUGAUGCUCACUAAGUCUCCGCUGGUUACCUGGCAACCUCACAGCGACAUGAGACCACAGCUUCCUGCGCCAAGCCACCUAGUGUCCAGCACGCGAAACUACAACGUGUCAUUUUGACACAACGUGUUCACCAGUGAGCCGUUUCUAGUCUGUAUGCUGUGUAUUUAGACACCAAAGUGGUGUUGAUCUUCUCAUCUGAUCCUCAGGAAGGAUAUUAUCUCUACUAUUUCUUUAAGGGAACACGAGGAACACACAAAUCAGUGGUUUGGCACUUUAAGUGUCCCUUGAGUUGUGGAAUCUGUCCCUGGUGAAUUCAGUCCUCUCUUGCUUUGUCCAGCUUUAGGAUUCACGCGGUGUUUAGAGGGGUUUGUUUACUGUGACCUUUGGGUCAUCGAUCCUGCCGAUGUGCUCUCAGCGAUGCUGGACACGAGUAGCUAUUUCAGACUCCGGCAACACAAACAUCCCUAAAUUCACCGGCGGAGGAAAGUAAAACCCUGGUACCGUUCACCGUGAUGGAGAGCACGCGCCAGUAUUUGGUUGUGUUUGGUGGAGGCCGAUGGCAACGCUCUGAAGCGUCUGUUCACGGGAAUGGAUCGCUGAUGGGACAUUUGUUUUUAAAAAAAACACGACACCAGAGCAAAGAAAUGCAUAUAUCUGUUGAGAUGAUAAAGCGAUGCGAGGGUUUCAUUAUUUAUAUUUUGACUGCAUUUAGGGCUCAUCAUGCCCUGAAUGCCGUAGCAAUUAUUCUCAUUUUGUGCCAGAAGAAAACUGUUUAACAAGAAUAAUGAAAGCACCUUUUGUAAAAAAGUAACAACAAAAAAGUGUAUAAAAACACAAUGCCAAAUACUACUUUUCUUUCUUUCUUUUUUUGCUGUUUUAUGGUAAAUGCCAUCCACACAACAAUGUUGGAUGGAUGGAUGGAUGGUAUUUUCAUUUCUUUAAUUUUCUUUCCAUCUUGCCCUCUCUUGGGACUCGGGGGGUUUCAAGGCUGGUACUCUCCGAUCAGUGAGCACUACUGUGGAUACAGUGAAUGUGUAGAAAGCCCUGUAGUAUUGCAUUGUAUGUAAUGUAUAUAAUGAAUAAAGAUUGUAUUUUGUUCAGGUUUUCAUAA